Daldinia vernicosa is the source of this 641-nucleotide messenger RNA. RefSeq names its product histone H4.1. Bases 330 to 641 code for a protein of 103 amino acids. Gene Ontology annotation, biological process: nucleosome assembly. The record is from RefSeq and is a predicted model, not a curated record. Gene Ontology annotation, molecular function: structural constituent of chromatin; protein heterodimerization activity; DNA binding. The transcript is spliced from 3 exons. NCBI's taxonomy places the organism in Eukaryota, Fungi, Ascomycota, Sordariomycetes, Xylariales, Hypoxylaceae. Gene Ontology annotation, cellular component: nucleosome.
UUUCAAGGACCCCAAAUAAGAGAAAUAAUCAGGCGAAACAAGUCGCAAUUUUUAUUUUAUUUAUUUUUCGAGUUCCCCCAGGCUGAUGCCGCACUCCCUAAAUCAGACUAGCGACUUCCCGCAAUUUGAAUCAGUAACACCCCUCCCUCAUCCACAUAAAAGCCUACCUCCUCUCUCCCGCUUCUCGCAACUCUUUUUUUUCCUGUUUCCUGAUUUAUCCAUCAUCAAUCAACAAGACGCCAUUUUAUCUCUCCGCAAUUUGUGCCAUCGGUAACCAUACACUUUCCAUCAAUAAAACAUCACCAAAACACAUCUAAACCUCAUUCAAGAUGACUGGACGCGGCAAGGGCGGCAAGGGUCUCGGAAAGGGAGGUGCCAAGCGCCACCGUAAGAUUCUUCGAGACAACAUCCAGGGUAUCACCAAGCCCGCUAUCCGACGUCUCGCCCGUCGUGGUGGUGUCAAGCGUAUCUCAGCUAUGAUCUACGAAGAGACCCGUGGUGUCCUCAAGUCCUUCCUCGAGGGUGUCAUCCGUGAUGCCGUCACGUACACCGAGCACGCCAAGCGCAAGACGGUCACCUCGCUGGAUGUCGUCUACGCCUUGAAGCGACAGGGCCGCACCCUGUACGGUUUCGGUGGUUAA